CAGCAGGAGGAGAGAGAUUAAAAAGACCAGACGUCAACAAAUCUGCCUGUCCUUCCACGUAGUUUAGAAGAAGGUCGUUCCAUUCCCUGCCUCAGAGGAGAGAGAAAGUAAGGAACAGCCCACCGCGCACAUAACCAAACAACACCCAUCCAAAAACCCCCGAAAGGAGAAAAAAGAGAGAGAGAAAACCAAGCAGUCGUUUGUUCGGACAAAACAAGAACCCACCAGUACGCACUUCUUCCUUCCUCCGUCCCCCUGGCCCAUCAGAUCCAAUUCCUUCCCCGACCCCCAUCCCGGAUCCGCCGCAAUUCCUCCUCGUGUCGAGCUCGAUUGCUUCCUCGCCGUGAAAUUUGCUUCUUUUUCCUGCAAAAAUCCUGCCUUGGCCGCCGUCUUGGGGGCUUGGGAGGUGGGGGGCGCUUCUGCUGGGCUUCUCGGGGCCAUGGGCGUGGUGGUGCCCGCCAGGUCAUUCGUUCGCCGGAUGCUGAGGGUCGUCAGGCUCAAUCCGCUGCAGCGCAGUGCCAAGAGUCGUUGAGGUGAAUUCUCUUGAACCCAUUCAGCUCAGGAAGUACUAUUGGUUGCUCAUCCAGCUGAGCAGGUUGAGCUAUCCAUUUAGCUCAAAACAGUGAAGGGACUCAUUGUACACGUGUUUGUCUCCCAAAAAUCCAGUGGUGUCCUGUACUGUGAAGGUCACAGAACCCACUUGACUACAUUCCGGGGUUAUGGGAAUUGCAGCAUGAUCAAUGCAGGCUUCUUGAUUUGAUUGCAACAAGAAUGGGGGCAAAGGUAGAAGGUGAAAGCUAUAUGCCUGGAUUUUAUGCCACGGGGGAUCUCAAUGUGGAAGCAAAUGGUAGGUGGACUCCAUACUAUGAGGAGAAGACAUCGAAUGGCCAAUUCUGCAACGGAUAUACAACAAAACCGACAAAUGGUUAUUCAGAAUUCGACAAAGAAAUGCUCAAGCACACAAUGCUUGAACAUGAGGCCAUAUUUAGAAAACAGGUGUAUGAACUGCACCGGGUUUACAAAAUACAGAGAGAUAUGAUGAAACAUUAUCAAAGCAAAGAGGUGUAUGCAUACCCGAUGCUGGCAGAUGCAUCACAGACAAAUUCACUAUCACAGGUGCCACCAAAUGGUGCAAAGAUGAUGUGGCAGAUGCAGGUACCUCCUGUGUCCACAACAUACAGAAAAGCUCCUGUUGCAGAGCACAAUGAUGCAAACCAUUCCUCUAUUAAGUUCCUUAGAGAAGGCAGUGUGCAGUCCUCUCCAAAUGGAUUUCCAUCAAGUGAUGCUGCUCCAAAAAGCAGGCAAGGCACUUUUGGCCUUCACCUUCCAGCUGAACAUCAUAUAGAUGAUGAUAACGCAUUGGAGAACAAGCCCAUAGAUUUCCUUGGUUUGGCGUCAGAUACAAAACCUCAAAACGACGCUGACCUUAUAUUAGUUAGUGCAGAAGGCUUGGGGAGGUUCAGUGAUAAUAGUUCAACAUCAGGUUUGCGGACCACAAAUAAUCUGGGGGGCCGGCAAGUUGCUGACCUGAAUGAGCCCAAUACUGGUAUCUAUAUGGGUAGAGCAAAUGGAUCAGUAUCCAGAGGCCUUUCACAUACCUUGGAGAACUCGUGGAAUCAAUCAAUACUGAGAUCAAGCGUAACUAACUUCAGUUUCAAUAAAGAAUACUCCAAAGACAAGCAUACCUACGAAGGGACAAGCUCAAAUUUCUUUGAUGCAAGCGUGAAAAUAAGACAAGAGGAUAGACCAUUAACCAAUAAAGGUAAACAGGUCGGCAGUAUAAUUUUUUUAGCACCCAGAUACAGUGAUGCUGAUCCGCAGAAAUACUUAAAAGCUGCCGAUGGGGGGCCUGCCAACAGUAACCAGUUUGUUUACCAAGGUCAGAAUAGUUCAGUUGGAUGGUUUGCACAAAGUCCUCUGGAACCCUCUGCCGUCAAUAAUUUUGCUAGACUUGACCAUCCACAUCAUUCAAGUAUGGGUACAUUUGCUGCUCCCAUCCCUAUUCCUCAAAUAGAUCAUCCUUCUGUUGCCUCCCCGAUGGGUUCUUGCACAGUAGACCCAAGGAACAGUGUUAUCAAUAAUCCUGCUUUCAUUCCAAGAUUCAAUGGAUCGGCAGCUGUGAAUUCGUAUACCAAUCUUAGUGCUGUGACACAGAGCAUUGGAACUUCGACUCCUAAGCUGAAAAAUGUCAAUAAUUUAGAUGGCCGCUAUCCUGGUUUUCCACUUGAUUCAUUUUCUGCAUCGCAUUCACGACAUCAGGUAGCAAUUUCUAGUGACUUGGAGCAAAAGAACACCCAGAAGUUUGAACAUUCAGCUCGACAGUCCCAUGGCAAGGGCACGAAGAACUUUAAUUUGAAUGAGACACUGUCGGAUGGUCAGGAAGGUGGUCCUGUUGAAACAGCUGGGAGAUGUGCCGGCAGUCUACAGCAAAGUAAAGACAAGGGAUCCGUAUUUGGGAUCUCUUGGCUCAAAAAUAAAGCUUCCUGUGCUGAUCCAGCAGUUUUGGAGAAGCCAGAGAAGGUGUUUGUCCAUUCAUCUGGAACUGCAAUGGAGCUGCAAAAUACCAAAGACAGGAACGAAGAGGCCCUGACUAUUCGAAAUUUGUCAGAUUCUGCCUUGACAUCCCUAGGUUGGGGAAUUAAGAAGGAUGGGGUUUCUGAAGACAAUGCCGCUAGAACUCUGCUUGAUUGUAAUAAGACCCAUGAGAGUGCUAAAUGUUUACCUUUUUCAUGCCAGAAGCUUGUGCCUAAAGAUAGACAAACUACUGAAGGAGUCAUCAAGAAAAGUGGCGCCCCCAUCAGGGAUUUCAUUGAUCUCAAUGAUGAUGUACCAAACGAAGACAAUUCAGAGGAAUCGGUAGUGUCGCAUGAAUGUCAGGUGGCCUCCUUACCGAACAACCAAUCUAAACGCGCAUUUGUGAUUGACCUAGAGGUCCCAGCUUGUGAAGAGGGUGCUGUAUGGACUUUUCACGAAGAAUGCACACGUCCUGGUAAACUUGAUGCAUACCAGGAAACUGACGACACAUCUGUUACAUCCGCUAUAGCCGCAGCUGAGAACAUUGUUGCGUUGUCAAUGGAUAUGCCAACAACUGUAGAGACACCCGAAGAUAUGUUGCAGUGGUUUGCAGAUCUCGCUAUAUUAAACAUCGAUGAAUGUGCUGGGCAAGUGGAAGUUCAAGCUUGCAUCAAUGAUUCCAGUGAUGAUGAGUUGGAUUCAUUUGAAUCCUUGACACUGAAGCUGGAAGAGACCAAGAUUGAUGAGUACUGGAGCAGGCCGCUGGCACCUGCAAUCACAACUGAUGAACAAACAGUUUCAACUGCUCACCUCCUGAUGAAGCCUAGAAGGGGCCAGCAAAGGAGGCGGCGGCAGAAGCGGGACUUUCAGAAAGAUAUCUUACCUAGCCUUUCGACACUUUCCCGGCCUGAAAUCAUAGAGGAUGUUCAGUUACUUGAAGGGUUAGUACAGGCUUCUGGUGGAUCCUGGGAGUCGAGUUUAAGUAGGCGAGGACGUUAUGGUGGGCGGACUAGAGGCAGAAAACCUCGCAAAAAUGUAACUGUAACUGUAACUGUAAAAGAGCCGGAGGAAGUCGAGGUCAGUGCACCGCCGAAACCGGGCACUGGAGACUUAGAAACCGAUGAUAGGGGUAUGAUUGGAUGGGGACGAACAACAAGGCGGUGUCGCAGAAGGAGAUGUCCGUCAAGUAGUAACAUCGCUGCUGCGUCGUGAGAGAUCUUGCCAGCAGACAUUGGAUUUGCUCAGCUCGGGUAUUGAGUUGUUCCCAUUUGUUAUAGACAUUCCGAUGGAUCGGUACAAGGUGAUCACAGCCACGAGUGUACAUACUUUGUCAGCCUAUUUGGCCUCCCCAACUUUCAUGCCUUUGGGUCGAAAAUGGUGUACCCUAUAAUAAAUUCGUAAAUUAGCUGAAAUACAUUUCUGCAACAGCAUUGUAUUAAGCUGUUCCAGGUUAUGAAAUUCGCUGUAAUUCAUUAUGAGAAACUGCAAUGCCUGUAAACAACCUCGAUCUCUGAAGAAUAGCUCAUCACAUCAGCAAAAAAGGGCCCUGAGUCUUUAUUCUUUU
Phragmites australis (common reed) is the source of this 4078-nucleotide messenger RNA. RefSeq lists its product as uncharacterized. The record is from RefSeq and is a predicted model, not a curated record. Lineage: Eukaryota; Viridiplantae; Streptophyta; Magnoliopsida; Poales; Poaceae. Bases 772 to 3726 code for a protein of 984 amino acids. The transcript is spliced from 5 exons.